Molecule: messenger RNA, 3025 nt
Organism: Sphaerodactylus townsendi
Lineage: Eukaryota; Metazoa; Chordata; Lepidosauria; Squamata; Sphaerodactylidae
Gene: ETS2
Product: ETS proto-oncogene 2, transcription factor
Exons: 10
Coding region: 323-1756 (477 amino acids)
Biological process (GO): regulation of transcription by RNA polymerase II; cell differentiation
Cellular component (GO): nucleus
Molecular function (GO): DNA-binding transcription factor activity, RNA polymerase II-specific; sequence-specific DNA binding
Source: RefSeq, a predicted model, not a curated record
GGCGUGCUCAGCUCGGGCCAGCACUGCGCGUUCGCUCUGGGGCCUCCAGCAGCAGCUGCCAGCGCGAGCUCCGUCACCAUCAGGGUUCUUCCCCCGCGCCCUCGGACUUUGCCUACGCGCCCCCACGGCCCAGCCCUCUUAUUCCCGGGCCCAGCUGGUUACGUGUGUCUCUCCUCCUCCUCUCACCCGUCUUGGGAUAACGUCGUGUUGUGUCGGGUGUGCCUCGGACUGUCGCGCAAGGAUAUUUUGGAGCAGCAGCUUUCAGGCAUCGGAUUAAAGGCUGGACAGGGCGCCUCUUGGACUUCACUUCGGGGGGCUCCAGAUGAGUGACUUUGGAAUCAAGAACAUGGAUCAGGUAGCACCUGUAUGCAACAUGUACAGAGGACUGCUCAAGCGUCAGCCUGCAUUUGAUAACUUCGAAGGUGCAAACUCUUUGUUUACUGGAUACUUUCCCUCGUUAAAUGAAGAUCAGACACUCCAGGAAGUGCCAACGGGCCUUGAUUCUAUUUCUUAUGAAUCAAACAGCUGUGAAUUGCCACUCCUAACCCCGUGCAGUAAAGCUGUGAUGAGUCAAGCCUUAAAAGCAACUUUCAGCGGCUUCAUCAAGGAACAGCGCAGACUGGGCAUUCCAAAUAAUCCAUGGUUAUGGACGCAGCAGCAGGUGUCUCAGUGGCUUCUCUGGGCUGCCAGUGAAUUUAGUUUGGCAAAUAUGAACUUUGAGAGGUUUGCCAUGAAUGGCCAGGAGUUGUGCAACUUGGGAAAAGAACACUUCUUGGAACUUGCACCCGAUUUUGUGGGUGAGAUUCUGUGGGAACAUCUGGACCAGAUGAUAAAAGACAAUCAAGAGAAACCUCAGGAUCAGUAUUUGGAAAAUUCUCAUCUCACUUCAUCUCCUCACUGGGUUAACAACAAUUCUUUAGGUGGUAACAUGGACCAGGCACAGUACUGUGCUCAAGUGCCCAGCUAUUCUAAAACUCUUAACUAUCAGAAAACUGGCCUUAUGAGUGAUUUAUCUGUGGGACCAAGUCUAGUUAAUUCAGAACAAGAAUUCCAGAUGUUUCCUAAAGCACAGCUAGAAGCACACAAUGUGAACUACUGCUCUGUGAAUCUGGACUUCACAAGAAACAAUUUGAAUUUAAUGUUAGAUAAUGCUGAUAAACCUAGAGACCAUCAUGAUUCAAGUGACAAUGGCACAGAAAGUUAUGAAGGCUUAGAUUCAUUGCUACGGUCUUGGAACAGCCAGUCCUCCUUAGUGGAUGUUCAACGUGUGCCAUCUUAUGAGAGUUUUGAAGAAGAUUGCAGCCAGUCCUUGUGUCUGAACAAACCCACAAUGUCCUUUAAGGACUACAUUCAGGAAAGGAGUGACCCUGUUGAGCAGGGGAAACCGGUUAUACCAGCAGCAAUUCUAGCAGGGUUUACAGGUAGUGGACCUAUACAGCUGUGGCAGUUUCUUCUAGAGCUUCUAACUGACAAAUCUUGUCAGUCCUUCAUUAGCUGGACUGGAGAUGGAUGGGAAUUUAAACUAGCUGACCCAGAUGAGGUUGCACGGCGAUGGGGCAGGAGGAAAAACAAGCCCAAAAUGAACUAUGAGAAGUUGAGCCGUGGCCUGCGCUAUUAUUAUGACAAGAACAUCAUUCACAAGACUUCAGGGAAACGCUACGUAUACCGUUUUGUAUGUGACCUACAGAACCUGUUGGGAUAUACAGCAGAAGAGCUCCAUGCCAUGUUAGGAGUGCAGCCAGACACAGAAGAUUGAGCAUUGCAAUCUUGUGGAACUUUGACAAACCACGUGAAAACACGCAAACUGUGAAUUGGGACCCUCUACUGCAGUCAUUGGUUUUAUCUUCUGGCUGCUUUGAGUGGUGCAGCUGUUACAGACCUUGAAAUGAUUCUGAAAUCGAGAGAAGUGGAAGGAAAGAAGAGUGGCCUUACUGCACUAGGCACAAUAGUUUCAGAUCUUGCUGCAUCAAUCAUUUUAAACAGCUUGGAGGUCAACACAGUUCCCAGCUGUACUUUGAAGAGAUGAAAGUUCUCCAGGGCUUAUUGGACUGGUUUUUUCACACUGCCAUGUAAUUUAGGGGUGUCACCCAUACCAAAGGCUGAUAAGCCAUCAGAAUUUCUAGCUCAAAAGAAGAAAAAUCACCACCAUACAGUAGCAGCCUUACAGGUGUCACUUGUGACAUAUGAUUAAGAAAAAAGGAUAGAUGUCCUUUUUAAAAACAGGUAGUGAGAUGACAUUGCAUUGGGCAUUCUCUCAAAUAUAUUUUUAUUACUAUACAAAAAUAAGUUGUGUAGCCUCAGAACCUUUUGUCAAAGCCAGUGAAGCAAUGGAAGAGAUCCCUCACAAGCAGGGAAAAAGCAUACCAUUUCAAAAUAUGUAUAUAUGUGUGUGUGUGAGAGAGAGAGAGAGAGAACACAUGGGUGUGGGUGUAUAUAAAAGCAUGUUCAUAUGACUCUCUGGCAAUUUAAUGUUCCUAUUUAAUAGAUAACAUAAUUUAAGCUAAUGGAAGUAUCUGAAAGAGGAAGUUAGUAAAUGUUUCAUUUUGGAACAACAGCACUUACAGCAUCCUGCAAGUAUUUAAUCUGCUGGUUAAUUGUGGCUGACAAACUCCAUGAAUUUUUUCCCAAGAGACUAAUACUAUGUUCUGGGGCAUUAAGACCCUCUUUGAUUUAUUCUCUGACUGAAAUUGAAAACAUUGUUUAAAAUAUUUAUUGAUGGUAUAUCUCUUUCACCUCUAUGCAUGUUAUUUCAAAAAUUAUAGAUGUCUCUUUUUUUCAGUUAAUAGCUCCUCACCCCUGCCUUCAUCUACUGCAAAUUGUCUUGAUUAAAAUAAGAAAUCUAUUUUUGGAAAUAAUUCUGGUUCCUUUUCAGCAAAUGGGAAAGAUAAGUAGCAGCUAUUUUUACUGCCAAAAGAGUUCACUGGAAAAAUGUAAUUUGUAAGAAACUUAUUUUUUAUCUGAGAUUGAAAAUUUGAACGUACAGUGUUUGGUUUAAACAUAAUUUUAUUAAAACAUAUUAAACAGA